Messenger RNA from Penaeus vannamei (Pacific white shrimp), 1701 nucleotides. Its product is annotated as arylsulfatase B. The record is from RefSeq and is a predicted model, not a curated record. NCBI's taxonomy places the organism in Eukaryota, Metazoa, Arthropoda, Malacostraca, Decapoda, Penaeidae.
AAAGAGAAGGAAGAAAGGAAGACGUCGUAACAGAAAUCUACUGAGAGAUUCGAUUAUCUAUUUCCAUAUCAGUUGAAAAUAACAUCCGACUCACCUCUGUUGUCAGUGAGCUCGUUAUCAGACGAAACAACGACCAUGAGCUUCAAGGGCCCCUGCCCGGCCGUGGCUCCCGCUCUGCUGGCGCUGCUGUGGCUGUCGGCGGUGCCUGCUUCUGCUUCUGCCGCCGCUGAUUCUGCCCCCAACAUCGUCUUCAUUCUGGCAGAUGAUCUCGGCUGGAACGACGUGUCCUGGCACAACGACCAGGUGGUUUCGCCCAACAUGCAGCAGCUCGUGGACACGGGCGUCCAGCUGGAGCAGAGUUACGUGCAGCCUCUGUGCACGCCGUCCCGCUCCGCCUUCCUGACGGGGCUCUACCCCUUCCGGCUCGGGCGCCAGGGGCGACCUUUAGGCAGCCAUACACCCACUGGUCUCGCGGUCCACCACACGCUGCUGCCGGAGCGCCUCUCGCGCCUCGGCUACUCCACGCACAUGAUCGGGAAGUGGCACCUCGGCUUCUGCGACUGGGCCUACACGCCGCUCGAACGGGGCUUCGACACCUUCUAUGGCUACUAUGGAGGCUUCGAAUUCCACUUCAGUCACACUGUCUCCAACGGCUAUGACUUCCGCGACCAGAGAGAACCGGACUUCACGGCGAACGGGACAUAUGCCACACACCUGUUCGGAGACCGCGCCGUCAGGAUCAUCGAGGAACACCAAGGCAGCGACCAGCCCUUCUUCCUCUACUUGGCUCUCCAGAACGUCCACAAGCCUCUUGAGGUUCCCGACGAGUACCUGGCGCACUACCCGGAGGACCUCGACGAAGACCGGCGACUGCUGCUGGGGAUGGUGACGGCGCUGGACGAGGCGGUGGGGCGGGUUGUGCAGGCUCUCAAGGACACGGGGCUCUACGACAACACGGUCAUCGUCUUCUCGUCGGAUAACGGCGGCGUCGGCAUGAAUGGGGAGAGCAACCGGCCUUUGCGAGGCAACAAGAGCUCAGUGUGGGAGGGCGGCACCCGCGCCGUAGGAUUCGUCCACAGUCCCCUCCUGCAAGAGACUCCACGAGUGCACUCUGGCCUCCUGCACAUCACCGACUGGUACAACACCCUCCUGGCUCUCGCAGGGGAGUCCUUCCUGCCUGACAACGACGGCUUCAACCAGUGGGACUCCCUGGUGGAUCCUUCUGUCGAGUCACCCCGAAUCAUGUUCUUCUACAACCUCGAUUAUGACCCUGAAAAAGGAAUGCUCGGCGCCCUUAGACUGAACGAUUAUAAGUUUGUCGUGGGCGAAGAGAGGGAUUUAGAUCCCGGAGAAGAACCUGGACUCUGGCUGUUCAACCUGACAGUGGAUCCGAACGAAAUCAUAAACAUGGUCGAGGUGCAGCCUGCCUUGGCCAUGGCCAUGGAGAUGCUCAUGCUGGAGGAGCUUCCCAACGUGGUUCCCCGAGACGAGCCAGACAACGACCCGGCGGGCGACCCCUCCAACUGGGGCGGCGUCUGGAGUCCAGGCUGGUGCGACGUCCCCUGAAGGAGGCGGGGCGUGGCAGCUGUAUGGGCGUAGGAGGAAGGCGAACACAGCCUAUACUUACUAUUGGUGAACUAAGAAUUUGGAUUUUGAUGGAGUGUUCGCAGACGAAAUUUAAAUAAAUAGUUGAUAUCCUGA